Messenger RNA from Abrus precatorius (Indian licorice), 847 nucleotides. Its product is annotated as AP-2 complex subunit sigma. NCBI's taxonomy places the organism in Eukaryota, Viridiplantae, Streptophyta, Magnoliopsida, Fabales, Fabaceae. The record is from RefSeq and is a predicted model, not a curated record. Gene Ontology annotation, biological process: clathrin-dependent endocytosis; protein transport. The transcript has 6 exons. Gene Ontology annotation, cellular component: intracellular membrane-bounded organelle; AP-2 adaptor complex. Bases 215 to 643 code for a protein of 142 amino acids. Gene Ontology annotation, molecular function: clathrin-cargo adaptor activity.
AGUAAGGCGAAAACGGAAAACCUGACCUUGUCUCGUCUGCGUCAAUACACGCUAGAUGCAGCUCAAAAACAAAAUUAAGAAGAAAUAAAAUAAGAGAGAGGAGAGAGAGUAAAGUAGUUGGUAGGAUCAUCUCUUGCAGUUCCCAUUGAAGUUGAGAUUGGAAAAUUCCGUUGCCCAAUUCCUCAAUUCCCAAUCUGUUUCUGGAUCAUUCGAAAUGAUCCGAUUCAUUCUGUUGCAGAACCGGCAGGGCAAGACCCGUCUCGCCAAAUACUAUGUUCCUCUCGAGGAUUCCGAGAAGCACAAGGUGGAAUACGAGGUUCAUCGCCUCGUCGUUAACAGAGACCCUAAAUACACGAAUUUCGUUGAGUUUCGUACGCACAAGAUCAUUUACAGGCGAUAUGCUGGGUUGUUUUUCUCACUCUGUGUUGACAUCACUGAUAAUGAGUUGGCGUAUUUAGAGUGCAUCCAUUUGUUUGUGGAAAUUUUGGAUCACUUCUUCAGCAAUGUGUGUGAACUCGAUUUGGUUUUUAACUUCCACAAGGUCUAUCUUAUACUUGAUGAAUUCAUUCUAGCGGGUGAACUGCAAGAAACAAGCAAGAAGGCUAUCAUUGAGAGAAUGGGGGAACUGGAAAAACUAGAGUGAAACAGUCGUUUCGGCAGUCAUAGUGGUUUGGAGAUUCUGAUGAUUUCUCAUGCACUUGGCAUAAUUCUUGUAUUUCAAUUGUGAUACAGAAUUUUGAAAAUCUUUCACCUUGAGCCAUGUAUUCUGUACCUUUUACCUAGGCUUCUUACUCAGCUUGUGUUUAUAUAUUGAAGACAAUUUAUAAAAUCAUCGUUUCUAAUAGUC